This is a messenger RNA of Hemibagrus wyckioides, 2036 nucleotides long. RefSeq names its product synaptoporin b (gene synprb). The coding region runs from base 118 to 975 and encodes 285 amino acids. The record is from RefSeq and is a predicted model, not a curated record. Gene Ontology annotation, cellular component: synaptic vesicle; synaptic vesicle membrane. The transcript has 5 exons. NCBI's taxonomy places the organism in Eukaryota, Metazoa, Chordata, Actinopteri, Siluriformes, Bagridae.
CCUGUGUCGAAGCGUCUGUGUAGUCAAUUCUCAGUCACUAUCUGAGGCUUUACAUGGGAGCGAGCGUUCACUCCUUUACUGAGAGACAUACUAACUGAUGAUCAGUCAUCCACCUCAAUGUGUAUGGUCAUAUUUGCUCCGCUUUUUGCCGUUUGUGCAUUUGCAACAUGUGGGGGAUAUUCUGGCCAGAUAAUGGUUAAAGUAGAAUGCAUGGAUAAAACCCAAAGAAAUAUCAGCAUCAGUUUUGGCUAUCCAUUCAGACUGCAGCAGGUGCACUUCAGUGUCCCUAUCUGUGAGGGUAAGAGGUAUGAGACGCUCUUCCUCGAGGGAGACUACGCUUCUUCAGCACAAUUCUUUGUUACUGUGUCUGUGUUAGCAUUUCUCUACUCGCUCCUAGCUACAGUAGUCUACAUUUUCUACCAGAACAAGUACAGAGAGAAGAACAGAGGUCCUCUAGUGGACUGCCUGGUGACUGUGAUUUUCUCAUGUCUGUGGCUUGUGAGCUCGAUAGCAUGGGCUAAAACUCUCUCUGGAGUAAAGACAGCCACAGAUGUGAGUCUGAUACAGAUGCUAAUGUCUGCCUGCAGAGAUGAGGAGAACUUGUGCGAGACACUAGAGGAGCCUACCUGGACCAAUCUUAACGUUUCAGUGGCUUUUGGCUUUCUGAAUUUCUCCCUGUGGGCUGGUAACAUUUGGUUUGCCUACAAAGAAACAGGCUUACAUAAGUCCGGUCAGCGCUAUCCCUCCAGAACGCCCUCUGAGAAACGCAGUGGUAGCUUCAGGCAGUACAGUCAAAGCAGUUUUGACCAAUCCGGAACAGGCUUUGGACAGAGGCUCUACAGCCAGCCAAGUUUUGACCUUUCAGGUGGAGGACUCAGCCUAUUGCAGACCAGUCUGGGACAACCUAAUGUUUACAGACAGAUGGGCAGUCCCACUUCUAGAGGACCGCUCAUAUUUGUCAAUGAAAGUCAGUGAGAUAAGAGAAUGCAGAGUGUUUACACUGUAUGAGGGAGAUAGUCAGGAGACAAUGUGAAAAAAAUUGAGUAAAGAUAAAUAGAUAGAUAUAAUUUCUGAAAAGAUUGUCAUAUGAAGUUGAAAAAAAAAGACAGUAAAAGAAUGAAUCCAAGGCACUAUAUGUGGAAAUUAUAUGGUUUUUGACAGAAGAGGCAGCAAGUUUAAGUGUUUCAUUUAGAUUAGUUUGGUGAUUUUAUAUAUUUUUUGUUCAUUUGAUUAUUAUUAAAUGUGAUUUAAAUGACAAAUAUAUAUUAUAUAAUUUGUGUGAGAAUUUUUCUCAAAUUCUAAUUCAAAAAUAUUUAGUGUACAAUCGUACUUUAAUAGGAACACCUUUGCCACUAAAGCAUGCAAUUAUCCAAUCAGCCAAUCAUGUAACAGCAAUGCAGGCCUAUAUCCUGCAGAUACAGGUCAUGAGCAUCAGUGAAUGUUCACAUCAAACAUCAACAUGAGGAAAAGUGUGCUCUAAGUGACUUUAACCAUGGCAUGGUUGUUGGUGCCAGAUGAGCUGGCUUAAGUAUUUCGGAAACUGCUGAUCUCCUGCGAUUUUCACACACAACAGUCUCUGGAGUUUAUAAAGAAUGAUCCAAAAAUAAAAUAUAAAAAACACAGAGUGAGUGCUGUCUUGCAGGUGGUAGGCUUCAGUAAAUCAGUCUUUACAAACAUGGUGAGUAGAAAAUCAUCUAAGAAUGCACAAUACAUUGAAUCUUGAGGCAGAUGUUCCUAUUAAUGUGGUCAGUGAUUGUAAGUGGAUUGAGAUAGAUGUAACAUAUCCCAUUAUUUAUUUGUGUUAUGCCGCUGUAAAAUGGUGUCUCUGGUAUUUUUCCCAUUUGGUACAAUUUCAAAUGUAUAAUGUAUAUGUAGUAAUUGCUUCGUGUACUGUAGUGAUAUUGUAACUACAUAGGGCUCAAAAUUGAGAAAUGUGAACCACAGUCUGACACUGGGAGGUGUCUGAGGAUGUAAAAUGACUGAUAUGAGGGCUGUAUUAUUAAUGACUGUCUGUUCAUAGUGUUCAGUGCAGUGCA